AGCAUACCACAUUACCACUAGAGCAAGAGGAUCGCAAUUGUUAUUGAAUGGCUGGAAAAGCACGUUCAGGGGCAUCACACACACACUCACCCUUGCGAGCUAUGAAGGCUGCACCAUCUCCAUUUCCAAUCUUAGCCCCCGCUCGCUUCCAAAAUCUCCGCGCCCCUCUCAAACUCCACCUCACAAACCUCAACUCCUCCGCCGUCUCGUCAUCACCAAGAGCGGUAGUCCCUUCCCCACCGCCGACCUUCAAUUUCAAGGACCAAGUUCUCGACACCUCCACCGCCGCAAUAGCCGAAACCUACCCUGAAUUGAUCGAUUUAGCUAGAAAUGGAAAAUUGGUGAUGAUCAGGAAAAUCCAGUACGGCCCCGUGCCGCCGUGGAGAAGCGAUUUUGUGGAGCCAGAGGCUAUCUGGAUAAUCGGGACGAGCCAUGCUUCCAGAGUAUCAUCUUCGGAUGUUGAAAGAGUAAUAAGUGCCGUGAAUCCUGACAAUGUCGUCGUCGAGCUCUGCAGGAGCAGAGUUGUUUUCCAGAGCUGGAAUCAUGUACACUCCUGAGAAUGGGGAACAAAGCCAGCAGCUGAAGUCAAACAUGUUCUCUUUGAGUGGAACUGGGUUUUUUGGUGCUAUUGGUCGAAGCAUAAACUUGGGGGGUCAAACGGCUUUAGCAUUACGGUUGCUCUUGGCGACUUUCUCUUCUAAAGUAUCUUCAGAUAUUAAUCGUCCCUUUGGUGAUGAGUUUCGUGCUGCUCGAAAGGCUUCUGAAGAAAUUGGGGCUCAGUUAGUCUUGGGUGAUCGUCCUAUAGAGAUAACUCUUGAGAGGGCGUGGAGUUCAUUGAGUUGGAAAGAGAAAUUGAGUCUUGUCUCCUCUGUCUUUCGAGGAAUAGCUUCAUCUGACCUUUACAACAAGGAGAUGGAGGAUGGUGAUGAUAACAGUUUUCAACUGUAUGAGCAGUUAAGUGUCUCAUAUCCAUCACUUCUGCCUUCUCUCAUACAUGAACGAGAUACGUUCCUUGCAUGGUCAAUGAAAAGAAGCAAAGCAGUAAAUAACAGCAAGAAAGUAGUGGGAGUUAUUGGCAUGGGGCAUAUGAAUGGCGUAAUCUAUUCGCUUUUGUCCGAUACAGGAAACUUACGUUUUCGAGACCUUGCUGGAAAGAGGCCCGAAAAUAACUAUGGUUUUCUUGGUUCUAUUGCGAAGGAUUUGUUGAGAGACACCAUAAUUGGUGUAUUGCUAUGGCUAUUGUAUGAACAGUUCAAAUCACCAUAGUAGUAUCAUAUGUGAAUUAACUUCAUAAUCUGUGUAGAAAAACCAUAAAUUUUCUCACUUGCAGAACUUGCAGUUAUAAGGGAAAAUAAGGGUAUGUGAGAUAGAUAUAUGUGUAUAUUUUUGGAUUGUGUCGAUGUAAAUUUGGUGCAUAUUGGCUGAAUUUGCUGUUUUCCCCCAACAAAUUUCUCUGUUUGUGUGUGUGUGUGUGUGU
This is a messenger RNA of Striga asiatica, 1477 nucleotides long. NCBI's taxonomy places the organism in Eukaryota, Viridiplantae, Streptophyta, Magnoliopsida, Lamiales, Orobanchaceae. The record is from the annotation of a GenBank genome assembly.